Molecule: messenger RNA, 1153 nt
Organism: Acaromyces ingoldii
Lineage: Eukaryota; Fungi; Basidiomycota; Exobasidiomycetes; Exobasidiales; Cryptobasidiaceae
Product: putative 40s ribosomal protein S13.e
Exons: 2
Coding region: 338-793 (151 amino acids)
Biological process (GO): translation
Cellular component (GO): cytosolic small ribosomal subunit; nucleolus; ribosome
Molecular function (GO): structural constituent of ribosome; small ribosomal subunit rRNA binding
Source: RefSeq, a predicted model, not a curated record
CAACAACAAAGGUUAGUCGCUGUUUCCUGUGAUUGUGAUGAGGAGAAAGCUGACAUCCCUGUUCGAUGGCAGGUGAGCUUUGAUAUUUGGGCAGCGAUCUGGAUUCUUUGGAGCGCCGGGGCAGAGACCGAUAAUCCGUCGAGGCUUGAGGGAAAGGGCGGAAGGACAGGUCACGGUGGUGGGAAUGGAAGCCCCUAUCGAACAUGGGAAGACCGGGACGCAGUAAUGCUGGAGAGAGCGAUGCGAAAAGGGUGGAAGGGAGCGAUAGAAAGGAUGGAAAAAGGAAGAGGAUGAUUAUUUGCGGAAAACUAACCAGGACAUCCUCUGUACAGUCAACAUGGGUCGCAUGCACAGCAAGGGAAAGGGCAUCAGCUCUUCGGCGCUCCCCUACCGCCGCACUCCUCCUUCGUGGCUCAAGACGACGCCCGAGGAGGUCUGCAACCAGAUCUUCAAGCUUGCUCGGAAGGGUCUCACCCCCUCGCAGAUCGGCGUCCAGCUCCGUGACAGCCAGGGUAUCGCUCAGGUCCGAUUCGUCACCGGCAACAAGAUCCUCCGUAUUCUCAAGUCGGAGGGCCUCGCUCCCCAAAUCCCUGAGGACCUCUACCACCUGAUCAAGAAGGCUGUCGCUGUUCGCAAGCACCUCGAGAGGAACCGCAAGGACAUGUCGUCGAAGUACCAGCUCGUCCUCAUGGAGAGCCGUAUUCACCGAUUGGCGAGGUACUACCGCACCAAGGGUGCUCUCCCUCCCACCUGGAAGUACGAGUCUUCGACGGCUAGCACCCUCGUUGCCUAAGCGGUAUUGCACCGUCUUGUGCAUCAUCCGUCUGGGUUGAGCGACGUCUGGUGGGAGAACCUGUUGGAAGGGUCACGGUUCGGUCCACGUAUGAGGGAGUCUAUCACUCUCUCUUUGUAUGAUUCUACACGGCAUGUCUCUCCAUGAACGCCUUCAAAAAUUCACACAUUUCUCUUGUCUCUUUGCGGCCGCUCUACUGUUGAAGUGAAUCAUUCCUCCCACGCCCGAAGCUUCACCACAAAGCAUAGCUCAAGAGCAAGUGCUCCUUGUCUCGAAGUCGAACGCAAUCGGGAAGGGACAGAAAAGCUAGUCGAAAUUCCCCCUUAAGAGGGCCAUGACAAUUAUACACAGGCCGGCCGU